AGCAGCAGUAGGAGCUCCCGUAGUAGCAGUUCAUCCCGAAGAACUGCAAAUGGAGCAAGACGUUGCUCCCGGUCUUCCUCUUCCUGCCGGGGAGAAAGAUCACUCUCGUCCCGCUCUCGUUCGUCUUCGACGGGCAGGAGCGCGGCUGUAGCAACAUCAAUCGCCGAACAGCUCAGCAACCUCUUCACCUUUAGCCCACUCUUCCAGAGCCGCGGCGAGGGGGAGCCACUGCAUGAGGAGCAGCAGCCUUUUGCGUAUAAUUACCAGCCGGGCCUUGCGCACAAAACCAGCCAGCAACAACUGGCCGACUAGUUCGACCAGAGUCAGUACUACCAUGGUCACAAUCUCCGCGUGACACACUGGUACAAGAACUACGGCCCGAAGGCACACAGGAAGGACCAACUAUUCGAGUAUAACGACCACUUGCAAUACGUAUACGAACAUCGGAACAACGCAGUGAGGGACUAUCUAGCGGACAUGGCGAAGGAAAUCAUGAAGACCCUCAUGGUAGAAGCCCACCAAGGGAACAAGCUCUUGAAAACAACUGAGAGAACAGCAGGAGGGGCAGCUCCAGUGCAGAAAAAAAGUACUAGCACCAGACCUACAACAACUGGUGUGAAUAUGAAACAUCAAGCCGUCCUCGCUGCUAAAAAUAUCCUCGAUAAGCUGCGAGCAAAGAAUGACCGCACGCUCUUGCAGCUGUUUGAGACCGACUUUUUCGAACGGAAAGAUCAAGAUAUGGAACUUGCAGCUGCCCCGGACGAGAAAGGGAGAAAGGGACCACAGCGGGGCCAGGCGUCCCUGGCGUACGCCGAUGAAGAGGAAAUUCUGGCAGGAAAAGUUGGACGUGACGUCGACGGGAAGGGGACACUGAAGCCACCUUCGCUUAAUGACAUUAUCCGGUUGUGUUGGGCACCAGCUGCAGGAUCAGGAGAGGAGAUGAAGCGACCGGAUGUGGAUUUCGGUGGAAAUGAUCUUCGCGCAAGUGGAGGUCAACAAGAUAGUCGCACAAGAGUCUCCUCAACGCCGGCGCGUGCAAGUAGUCGUCCCAAGCCGCCAGCGCGCAUGAUUAUGCACAACCUGAGUGAAAUCCAUGACCUCUUCUCCUUCCGGACCCAUCCCGCUGUUGUAGAUCUUUGGAGGCACCUAUCAAGUGUAAAAAUGUCUGGGUCUGGAAACUUGUGAUGCUUUGUGGCAUAUCAUGAGGAGGCCACAAUUGCUGGCUCAGCAUGACAAGUUUCUGAGCUUCUAGGUGUUGCCUAUUCUGCAUGACAAACUACGUUUCUGCAUGACAGAAAAGUGGGGCGCUUUGUCAAUGUGCAUGACAGAUUUAAGAGUCAUGCCAAACAAGCACGACAAACAUGAAUUCUUCAAGACCCAGACAUUUUUACAUUUGAUAGCACCGCUGCGAAACCGAUAGGGAAGGUUUGGUUCAGGACACCCGCUUGGGCUACGCAUUUAGCAUCUGGAAGGCGCUGAAAGAGGUGCGGGAUGGGGUACUAGUAGGAAACGAAAUGAUUGGAGGUGGUAGGAGCGCCACCUCUUCUACUAUCGGCGAGGAGAUUUUGAAGCACUUGAUUUUGAACGGAGAGGCCGACCGAGUUCCUUUACUUGGCAACCUGCAAUUGACCUCCGAAUGGCGGCGCACCUACGAUGCUGAGCACGCCUCUGGGCAGCUGUUGCAGAGGCUGGAAGACUGGCACAAAAGAUUGGAGCAAGUGUUGGAACAAGAAGGGUCCUUGUCGUCGUUUUCAUUCGCCAUGCCGUCGUCUGCUGCGCCGGAUGAAGAGC
Molecule: messenger RNA, 1791 nt
Organism: Amoebophrya sp. A120
Lineage: Eukaryota; Dinophyceae; Syndiniales; Amoebophryaceae
Source: the annotation of a GenBank genome assembly